ACAGUUCUUUUCUUCCCAUUCAAGCCGAUUUGACUUUUGACUGGCCGAUUCGUAAUUCAACAACUAGCUGCAUCGUCUUCUCCACCGACCUUGCCGCCGUCGCCCCGCCGCUCCAUCCGGUAAGACAUGGAGGAGUACCUGGAGAGCAUGAAAUCUCUCCGCUCCUACAUGAACGAUCUGGAGGACGACGCCGCGAAGCGGUCUGUCGAGGAGCAGCAGCAGCGUACAGCCAUCGACGCUCACGACAGCGAUGUCGCGCUAGUGAUGGCGCAAGCAAAGCAGGCGAGCGAGGAGGCCGAGCGGCUGGCCACAGCGAGGGCUAAGGUAGGCAUGCAGAUGGCCGAGAAGCAGGGAAGGAUUGCCACGCUGGACAUCGAGUGCGCCACACUGAAGCAGGGGUAGCAGUCCAACAUGGAGACUAGGACUCAGUGGUUCCUGGGACGGUGGUAGGGAUGAGAUCAGUAGAUCACCAUGGGGCAGCAAUGAAGGCGAUAGAUCAACUAUCGGUGUGCCUCCUUGUUCUUUCUCUUCCAUAUACAUUCUGUUCAGGCAUCUGCAAAGGAAAAGGAAUCUAUCUCUUCUGUGCUUCUGCAUACAUUCUGUUCAGGAGUGUGCUUUUGGUUAUCUGUGAAAGGAGCAUCUAGCUACAGUAUUCCAAGGAAAGUAAUUGGCUCUUCCUGUGUUCCAUACACUCAUUUAGAGGUCCUUUCCUCCGUUUUGUGGCUCCUACAAAUUUUCUUUGUAACUCGUCAAAUUCAAACAGGAUUGAUUAUCAACCUUUUUGUGUUUUGUUGAUUUUAUAGUUGCUUCCUUUCACUUGAAUUUUAAACACUAGCAUUGCAAUUCCAACACAGUAAAGGACAGUUGAGUUGAUGGUUGGAUAAGCUUUGGAAAAGCUUCUGGGCUGAAAACCAACAUCCAAAAAAGCAGUGUGUACCCAAUUAGAUGUGGGGAAGAGGAAGUGGCGACCCUUCAGGAGUGUCUCCCCUGUGAGAUCUCUUCUUUCCCCUGUAAAUACCUUGGCCUGCCCCUGUCUUUGAGCAAGCUUUCCAGAAAUCAAACUCAAUUCAUAAUCGACAAGAUUGCUGACCAGCUCCCGGGGUGGAAAGCUGACUUGAUGACUAGAGCUGGAAGAAAAGUACAAGUCCAAUACGUUAUGACAGGAAUGAUCAUCUACCUUGCAAUGGCAGUGGACUUACAUCCAAGAGUUCUCAAGGAUAUUGAUAAAAUCAGGAAAGGAUUUCUGUGGCGUGGAAAAAAAGAAGUCAGAGGGGGACACUGCCUGGUGGCUUGGGGUAGAGUGUGCAGGCCAGUUGAGUUGGGAGGAUUGGGCAUUUACAGCCUUAAAGAACUUGGUUGGGCUUUGAGAAUGAGAUGGUUGUGGCUGACUAAAGUGGAACCUGAUAAACCUUGGGCAGGACUCCCUAUGCAUUUUCCUUCCAAGGUGAAAUCCGUCUUUCAUGCUGCCACUCACACGGAAAUUGGCAAUGGACACUCGACACUCUUUUGGGAAGAUAGAUGGAUUCAUGGACGAAAUGUGAUGGAUAUUGCACCCAGAUUGCUACUAGCUGUGCCAAGGCGAAUUCAAAACAGUAGAACUGUUCAGACAGCUUUAGCAAAUAGAAGUUGGCUAAAUGAUAUCCAAGGAGCUCUCACUGUGGAGGUCCUAGCUGAUUAUCUUGAUCUUUGGGAUGCUAUUACCACAGUAAACAUAAACCCUCAUAGAGAGGACAAACACAUCUUUAGGUUUGCCCAUAAUGGCAAAUACUCUGCCAAAGUAGCCUACGAGAGUUUAUUUAUUGGAUCAACAUAUUUUGAGCAUUGUGACAGGGUUUGGCACUCCUGGUCCCCCCCCAAAUGCAAAUUUUUCCUAUGGCUUGUGGCGCUACAGAGAUGUUGGACAGCUGACAGACUUCAGAGGAGGGGGCUUGAUCACCCUGAUCAGUGCCCCCUUUGUGACCAGGAAAUGGAAACCAUUGACCAUCUCCUCGUGAGAUGUGUGUUUGCAAGAAAUUACUGGUUCAAGCUGCUGACAAAGGUUAACCUCCAGAAUUUCACUCCUUAUGUCUAUGAAGAGAAUACCAUGAUCUGGUGGAAAAGAUGUAGUGAUCAGUUGCAUGGAAUUGCCAGAAAAGGACUAAACUCGCUUAUCAGUCUCGGCCUCUGGAUAUUGUGGAAACACCGAAACGCCUGUGUUUUUGACGGCCUUUCUCCCCGCCUUAAUGAAGCCAUCAAGAGAACCGAGGAGGAAAGGGACCUGUGGGUGUUAGGAGGGGCUACAAACUUAGAUCUCUUAACAGCCCCAAUCCCAGGUCUUUAGGUCAAAGUAGUUUCUGUUUCCUUUUAUUUAUGGAUGUAUUUUUGUUUCUCUGUUUUCGACCACCGUAAUGGGGGUCUUCUUGUACUGAUACUGAUCCAUUUUGGAUCUUGUUCUCUUCCUACUUAAUGAAAAGAUGCGCAUGUCUCUUGCGCGUUCGAGAAAAAAAAUGGUUGGAUAAGCUAGCAAUAUAUGGUUGUUAGAUGAUUUUGUUAGUUUGUUGCAUGGUUUGUUACUAUCUUGUGCAAGAGGUAAAUGUAAGAAGGGUCUCUUAUGUAAAGGUUGGCAUAGUAAACUUCAAAGAAAGCAAUAUUUUUAUUUUUGUCCCCAUCUAAUCUUUGAAGCAAGUAGUAGUUGAGGCUUGACCUUGAUACCCUAUUUCCUAGCUGCCAUCCAAACUGUGGCCAUUCCAAAAGUAAGUUUUUCUUUGCUUAUAAAAUGGCACCUGUAAUGGCUUAUGAAAACAUAAAUCAGCUUGCAGAAUGAAGUGUGAAAGCAAUACUUAUCAUAUGAGAACUAAGAUGGUGGAGGGUGACUAGAGGGAUAGACUGUAAGGCUCUCUCCGGCAAUGAACCCUAAAGGGUUAUGUACCCUAUAUUUAGGGGAGAUUUUCGUCCUCUAUCGCUACAGCAAUGUCCUCUAAACAAUAUUCUAAAUAUAUAAGACAUCUCUCCGUCCUCUAUAUAGAAAUUCCCUCUACUCUCCUCUAUCCAUUUAAAUACUUUAAACAACAGAUUUAGCAAAACUAAAACAUGUAUAAAGCAUUUGAGAGUAUGAAAAAUACAUACAUACAAAAAUCAAAAGUAAAAUAUGUAUCUAAUAUAGGUAUUUACGUAUAGAGGACGCUGCCGGAGAGGAAUAAGAUAUAGAGGAGAGAAUCUUUUAGAGAAGACUGUAAAGGACGGAUAUAAAGGAUGAAUAUAGAGGACGCCGCUGGAGAUAGCCUAAUUGUGAGUACUAUCUGGAUGUGGUCCCAGACCUUAAGGCCAUGGCUUAGGGGCUUGCGGUGAUGCACUGCGAACUAGAUGCUAAAGCAUGGGGAUGACGCAACUAGAUUGGUCUACUGUUUAAAUAGUUUCUUUUAUCGAACAGCGCAGGAGGUUUGCGUGUCAUUUCAUUAAGAAGAAGAAGAAAAAGGAAGUCCAGUCACAACUGGACAACUAAAAACGUUAAUAAGACCACAAGACCCUCACCCACUCAAACAAGGCCUGAGAAACAAAAGUCUCAGGUUGUUACAGGGUUACAAACUAGACCCUCAAACGACAUUCUAGCUAGGAAGCAGACCAAUAGGGCCUACUCAGAUCAAUGAUUUCAAGUCGUCCGACUAAUCGGCUAUUUGGGCUCGAUUAGCUGAACGACUCGACUAGAUAGGCUGGUCGUCCUGGUCGUCCGACUAAUCGCCGAUUAGGGCGACUAAUCGCCGAUUAGGGCAACUAAUCGCCCGAUUACUGUUUCCUGGUCGUCCUGGCUAGGGUUUUGUUAUUGGGCCAUUUUCAGCCCAUCUACAGUAUACUUUAGACUACCCUCUCCUCUCCUCUGUAAUACCUAGCCGCCAAACAGUGCACUACGUCUCCUACUCUCCUCUCUUGCUAGCUCGAUUGUUCCAGCCCUUAUUCACACUUGGUCGCCGGUGGCUGCCCCUUUAGACCUACAGCUCACCGCCUGCUGCAGUCUCCACCUGUGGCGACUGUCUUAAGGUUCACCAGCUGCAGUCUCCACCCUGCCCCUUCCCAAGCUCCAGCAGACCUGCACCAUUGAGGAGAUGAGCUCGUCAUCUCAAGGUUCCUCCUGCUCUCCCCCCAUCUCCCCCUUCUCUGCAGUUCUGCCAAAUUAGUGGAUGGUUGCUGGCUGCUCUAAUCCUAAGCCUGUGCUAAGUAGUGACUUUCUAAUUUAUAUAAUGUAGUUGUAUACAUGUACAUUUAUAUAUAUAGCUAUAUAAGUAUAACUACUAGACUAGGACGACUAGGGAACGACUAGGACCGACUAGGAGUCGAGUACCCCUAGUCGUCGCCUAAUCGCGACUAGUCGCCUGGUCGGUCCCAGGGAUCGACCAGGCGACCAGGCGACUUGAAAUCAUUAGCACCAGUCCACCAUAUAACCGAUAUUUCUCCACUAUCUAUGUGAUCAGGACAGGUGUGCAAGGCUCUGCAUCUUCAAAGACGCAAGAGUUUCUAUGCUUCCAAAUCUCCCAAGUAGUUAAGAUGAUAAGGGAAUUCAGCCCCUGCCUCCUUUCCUUUGGUACUAGCCUAGUCACUUUUCUCCACCACAUGGGGAAGGAAGAUUCAGACAUGCUCGGUACCAAGUCUGUAAGCUUUAGUGCCUGAAAAAUAGAACACUAGAGCUGCCUAGAGAAAAUGCAUCUCACUAGUAAAGUAGUAGUUGUUAAAUAUUUUCAUCUUCCUGAUCACAAAGGGGACAUGCAUCUGGAUGGGGCAAUCCUCUUAUAGCCAACCGAUUUGUAGCCCAUCAUCUUUUUUUGAACACCAGUCAACUGAAGAAUCUACAGCGAAGGGGAGCCCGACUCUUCCAUAUCCUUUUCGAGGGUGCAUAAUGGAUGGAUCCUGUGAAGAAUGCCCUGUAUGAUGAUUUACUGCUAUAGUCUCCUGAUUGAGUUAAUUUCCACCUGGAUGUGUCAGGGAUCCCAUGCUGUAGGCUAGUUCCUUCCACUUGGUCGAAGAUCAUAAUAUAUUCCUCCAAAACUUGAACUGUUAGGGCUCCUUUUAUAUCAGACACCCAUUUUCGGAUGCUCAUGGCUUCAACAACCAUUCUCUUAUUGACUAAUUUCUUUGCAAUAAUUUUGAACAAGUGAGGAUAAAAGGACGGUUUAUUCAAGAUAAUUUCAUGUUGGUGCAACAAACUUCCAGAUUCUUACAUCGACAUAACAAGCUAGUUUGCUCCUUAAAUUUGAUAUCACCAAGGCCUUUGAUUCGGUCUCGUGGCCUUUUCUCAUUGAGGUCUUGAAGUAGUCAGGUAAAUUUGGAGGGAUAUUAUUUGUGGGCUACUGACAUCUUCUACUCAAGUCUUACUAAAUGGGUAUCUUGGGAGGAAGAUUAUUCACAGAAGAGGGCUUCGACAAGGGGACCCUCUUUCCCCGAUGCUAUUUAUCUUAGUAUUGGAUAUAUUGGGCCUUCUCUUUAUUAGGGCUGAAGAAUCUGGGUCGAUGCAACAACUGUCUAGAAGAUCUAAACUCCAUCAGAUCUCUAUGUAUGCUGAUGAUAUUGUUCUUUUUCUGAGUCCCUCGGCUGCAGAUAUCUCCAUUUUAAUGAGUAUUUUGGACUUGUUUGGGAAGGCUUCUGGGCUCCGUUACCUCCGUAACAACGAGCAGAAAUCUAAUGCUUACCCCAUUCAGUGCUCUGAGGAUGAAUUACUGAUGGUCCAGAAUUUAUUGCCAUGUGAGAGGUCUGAUUUCCCUUGCAAAUAUCUUGGACUUCCUCUCUCCCUUCACAAGCUGACCAAGGAAUAGGUUCAAUCAAUCAUAGACAGUAUUGACCGUCUUCCAAGUUGGAAACUGAUCUUAUGACUAGAGCUGGUAGGAGAAUUAUUGUACAACAUGUACUCACCAGUAUGAUUGUCUAUCUAGCUACGACCAUUGAUUUUCCUCCUUGGGCAUUAGAGGAAGCUGAUAAGAUAAAAAUGGGUUUCUUUGGAAAGGUCGUAAAGAUGUCAAGGGAGGACACUGUCUGAUUGCCUGGGGGAGGGUGUGCAGACCUCUCCAGUUGGGACGUUUGGGAAUAUCUAGCUUGAAGGAAUUAUGCUGGGCACUUCUUAUGAGAUGGUUGUGGCUACAUAAAACUGAUCCAGGCAGGCCUUGGGCAAACCUUCCUAUACAAGUUCCUAAAAAGGCAAGGUAUUUUUUCUCCACUGUGUUGGUUUCAGAAGUGGGAAAUGGAGCACACACCCUGUUACAGAUUGAUAAAUGGCUCUUAGGUCAGAAAGUGAGCAAUCUGGCUCCUAGGUUAUUUGCCAUCGUUCCUAAAAGGAUUUCUAAUAAGAGAACUGUCCUCGAGGCUCUAACCAACAGAAAAUGGAUAUCUGAUAUAAAGGGUGCCCUGUCUGUUGGAGCUUUAGUGGAUUACCUAAACCUUUGGGAGCUUCUAUCAGAAAUAGUGCUGCAGCCUGAAGUGGAAGAUAAACAUGUAUUUAGUAUUGCUGCAGAUGGCAAAUAUUCAGCUAAGUUGGCUUAUGGAGGUCUUUUUGCUGGUUCAAUAUUCUUUGGUCAUUACCAUCUAGUUUGGAAAACCUGGGUACCUCCAAAGUAUCAGUUUUUCCUUUGGCUGGCUGCAAAUAAGAGAUGCUGGACCGCUGAUAGGCUUGCUAAGAGAGGUUUGGAUCACCCAGCUAGGUGUCCCUUAUGUGAUUAGGAAGCUAAAACUCUUGACCAUAUCCUUGUCUCUUGUGUGUUCACAAGAGUGUUCUGGUUUAACCACCUGAAAUCUUUUGGUUUUGAAAGACUGGCUCCUCAGCUAGGGCUUUCUUCCUUCAUGAUUUGGUGGGAGCAAAUCUCAGGAACGGUCACUGGUCUACCUGGAAAGGGUCUCAACUCCCUUGUUGCCUUGGGGGCAUGGACAAUUUUGAAACUCCAAAACAGUUGUGUUUUUGAUGGUUGUAGUCCUAGUUUGACCUUGCCCCUUAGGUUAGCUAGGGAGGAGAGGCAGUUUUGGGAAGUGGCUGGGGCUAAAGGUCUUUCAUACCUUGCUGCCCUCCUUCCUGAAGACUUGAGGUUGUUUCUUGGGUGUGUUUGAUGGAUUUUUUUUCAGUUUUCUGUGUUUUUGGCCUCUUUAAGGAGACCUUUGUAUCAGGUUUUUUUACCAUUGUUUCUUUUCUUCUUAAUAUAACGAGGCACAGUUCUCUUGCAUUUUCGAGAAAAAAAGGAGCUAGUUCGACAAUGUUUUUCCCAUCCAGCCACCUAUCUUUCCAGAACACAAUUUUUUCUCCAUUACCAAUGAUUGAGACCACUGCCAUAUUGAAUAGAGCUUUAGCAUUACGCAGAACCUCAACUUAGAAACUUUUUCUAGGACGGGAGUUCACCAUACAUUAUUUAGGCUUAGUUACAUGUAGACAAACCUCCUAAACAAUCUCUUAUCGAUCUGCUAUCUUAAGAGCAACUCUAGUAGGAGAUCUUAAAUUAGGGGCCCUACUUUUGAUUUGAGACUAAUGACCCUCAAAUCAGGGCCCUCAAAUUCAUUCUACUAGACGCUAACACUUGUGACCCUCUCGUCAUUAAUGUAGCAGUUUUUUCCUUUUCUCUCGUCUUCUCUCAUCACCAAUAAGAGAUGUGAGCAGAUGGUGAGCUUAGGGCUGAGGGGGUUUGCACGUGGGAAUGAUGGUGGGGGAUCGCACAAGUGAGGAAGGCACUAGGAGGGGGAAGACACCAUGAGCGGAAACAACUUGGGAGGACGAGCUCAUGGAACACUGCACUAGGGAGGUCGAAUCCUGGGCAGAGGACAGAUAGGGAGGCUACACAGAUUGGGAGAAUGGGUGGGGCAAGUGACAAGCAAUAGAGUCUUCAAGAAGGCAUGGUGGUAGUUGAUCUCGAUCAAAGUUGGUUGGGGGAGGACAUGGCAACAUGAUCGAGCUCGGGCAGAGGUAGCUAGAUGUAGAGGAGGCGAUAGUAGAGAUGGCAUGAAGGGUGUAUUUUUUGCAUGAGCGCGGUCAUGGGUGGGGGUCCGAUAUUGGCCCAAUGGGUUGGGGAGGCGUGGUCAAUGGGGCCGCACGUCCCACAGGCGGGGUCGACGGGGCCGCACGAGGCGCGGGUAGAGGCUCGAGCGAAGGUAUUGAGGCCGCACGUGGCGCGGGUAGAGGCAUGUCCGGAGGUAGUGGAGCCACGCAUGGCGCGGGCAACGGUGUAAGGCAGGGCAGGGUAGAGGCUCGAGCGAAGGUAUCGAGGCCGCAUGUGGCGUGGGUAGAGGCAUGUCCGGAGGCAGUGGAGCCGUGCAUGGCACAGGCAACGGUGUAAGGCAGGGCACCUGAGGUGGAGGGGGAACCGGAUCGGACUCAAGGAGGGAGUCGAGAUCGGUGGGUGGGGAGGAGCCAUCAAGGGGAAACACAUCUUCGUUGAAAACAACGUGACGAGAGAUGAUGCGGUGGGAGACGUGGUCAAGACGGCGAUACCCCUUGUGGUCAGGGGAGUAACCAAGGAAUAGGCAACGAGUGGAGCAAGGAGAUAGAUUGUGGGAAGCGGUGGCAGAAGUGUUGGGAUAGCAGGCACAACCGAACACGCGGAGGUGGUUGUAAGAGGGGGUUGUGCUGUACAGUGCGAGAGGCGUUGUUGAGCUCGCGGCCAUCAUCACACUGGAGGGCACAGAUCGGGCGACAGAACUGGGUGGAGACCCAAGCGAAGAAGUGGGCAAGGGUGGUGAACGUGUCGGACUUUAGCCGAAGUGGGAAAGUCCAAAGAAAA
This is a messenger RNA of Zea mays, 8717 nucleotides long. Its product is annotated as putative ribonuclease H protein At1g65750. The transcript is spliced from 4 exons. The record is from RefSeq and is a predicted model, not a curated record. NCBI's taxonomy places the organism in Eukaryota, Viridiplantae, Streptophyta, Magnoliopsida, Poales, Poaceae. The coding region runs from base 1118 to 2320 and encodes 400 amino acids.